UUUGUUUUGCUUUUUUCUUUUUUCUUUUUUCUUUUUUCUUUUUCUUCUUCUUCUCUCUUCCCGUUCGUGUGUGCGAGUAAUGUGAGUCUGUGACUGUGCGAGGCUUCACCUUCACUUUUGUUUUCGAACGAGUAUAAAUCUUUGAUUUUGCUCUCUCACUCUUAUGCCCUCUUUUAUUGUCAACGCUUACGAAAAGAGGAACCUUGGGAAGUUUACUACUACUUCCCUUCUUCAUCUAAAGCUCAUUUGCUUUCCUUUCUUUGCCCUGUUGCUUUCUCUUUUUGUAUUGUUUUUGGGGCUGCUUCAAUUUUCAACCUUGUCCCUUUGCUUAAUUCUCCAAAGCUCUCACUAAGCUUCACUCAACGCCUCCCCUUCAGCUUCGUAUCAUCAGGUUAUUUUCUGAAGUAAUCUUCCAAUGGAGAAGGCUAACGGCUGCAUUUCGAGGCCAUCCAGGAAAAGAAAGUUGCCUGAAGAAGGCAAUGCUAUGUUGAACUUAUCCUUGGAUGAGCUCACUGACGACCUCCUUGAAAGGGUUCUUUCGUGGUUAUCAACAUCGACGUUCUUUCGCCUCCUUUCAGUGUGCAAGAGAUGGAAAUCAGUUGCUGCUUCUGAAGGUUUUAAGCUGGCAUGCUUUAGGAUUCCUUCAAGGGAACCUUGGUUUUUCAUGGUGGAUCCCCGCCUUAAUCAAUCAGUGGUUUUUGACUCUGCUGAGAGAAACUGGAAAAAACUCAACCAUCCGCCUCUCCUCUCGAGUAACUGUAACCGUGACUCCAUCCCGGUUGCAGCGGCUGGUGGGCUUGUGUGUUUCCGCAAUAUGUCCGGUGAUUACUUUGUAUGCAAUCCGGUGACAGGAUCAUGCCGUGAACUACCUCCAGUGAAUCCGGACUCUCUUGAUCCGCCACUUCUGGCUAUAGCAGUGAAUGCAUAUUCCAAUUACUCCUACAAGCUAGUCUUAGUCUCUGGUGAUCUUUCGAAGCUUUCGUUCAAAGUUUAUAACUCUAGUUCUGACUGCUGGGAAGAGAAGAUUAUUUUAAGGAGAAAAACCGAUGAUGAUUGUACAGAACUUGAUUCAAAUGACAACGAUGAUGAUGCCAUGUAUUUCCUUAGCAAAGCUGGAAACGUAGUGGCAACUAACAUGCAGAGAAGCCCAUCCAAGCAAUAUUCAUCGGUUAUUACUCUUAAAGACGGUGAUGAGAUUGUUUAUUUUCUCAGCUCCUCCGGGACAGUCGUGGCUUGCAAUCUGACCCAGAAGCACCUCUCUGAAUAUCCCAGACUGUUGCCUGUCUUUUUCGAGUACUCCAUCGAUGUGGUGGAGUGUAAAGGAGAGAUGUUGGUAGUUAUGUUAUCGGAAUUCUUUGAAAGUGCAAGCCUUAGGGUGUGGAGAUUUGGUGAGAAAACAAAGACUUGGCUUCAGGUUGCAAGCAUGCCUCCUGCAAUGUCACACGUGUAUUAUGGCAAGAAAGUUGACGUAAAUUGUGUUGGGGCAGGCGACCAGAUAUUUAUCUGCUUAAGCUCUGUUGAGCUUUGCAGUUAUGUUCUCUGUGAUAUCGUGGCUAACGAAUGGAUCGAACUUCCCAAGUGUUGUAUGAAUGGUGAAGCCAUGAACUUCAUGUCUGCUUUCUCUUUUGAGCCGAGGAUUGAAGCUUGUGUAUGAACACAUUGUGGACUCUGCUAUGUUUUGAAGGAUUUGAUAAUGAUCUCUGUGAUUCUCUUUUCCUUUUUUUUACCCUUUGCUUAAUUUAUUUUGUACUUUCUUGUAUUCUUGUAGAGCAUUGAUUUUCUUCAC
Hibiscus syriacus is the source of this 1786-nucleotide messenger RNA. Its product is annotated as F-box only protein 13-like. The record is from RefSeq and is a predicted model, not a curated record. Lineage: Eukaryota; Viridiplantae; Streptophyta; Magnoliopsida; Malvales; Malvaceae. The transcript is spliced from 2 exons. Gene Ontology annotation, molecular function: protein binding. The coding region runs from base 416 to 1654 and encodes 412 amino acids.